GAAUGCUCAGGCAAAUGGAUUGGAGUAGGAAAGAAGUGUUUCUAUUUUUCUGGUGACACCAAAAAUUGGACAGCCAGUAAAAGAUUUUUCAGUUCACAGGGAUCAAAACUUGCUCAUAUUGACACACAGGAGGAUAUGGAAUUUUUGAGGAGGCAUGCAGGAACUUUUAUGCACUGGAUUGGAUUGAACAGAAAACAAGGAGAGUCUUGGAAAUGGACAAAUGGCACCACACUCAAUCCUUGCUUUGCAGAGAGGUUUUGGAAAGGAUGACAGGAAGCCUGGUAGUUUCCCUCAUUGAUAACAGCAAUCAAGGAACCGAUGCAAAGAAGCAAGAUGUUAAGGACAAGAGUAAGAUGACAAUUUUAGUGCGUGUUUUAUGUGUAAUAUUCUUCAUUUUAAAUAUUCUUCUAAUUAUUGUCCUAGUUUUAGAACAUAGGAGUACUCAGUAUUCCUGCCCAGAUGAUUGGAUUGGUUUCCAGAACAAUUGCUAUUAUUUUUCUAAAGAAGAAGGGGAUUGGACUUCAAGUAGACACAACUGUACAAGUCAACAGGCUGACCUAACUAUGAUUGAUACCAUGGAAGAAAUGAAUUUUCUUAGGCGAUACAAAUGCACUUCUGAUCACUGGAUUGGACUGGAAAUGACAGAAAAUAAAUCAGGACGAUGGGUAAAUGGAACCAUAUUUAAGAAAUGGUUUCUUGUGAGAGGAAAUGAAAAAUGUGCUUACCUCGAUGAUGAUGGUGCAGCAACAGCUAGAUGCUAUGCAGAAAGAAAAUGGAUCUGCAGGAGGAAAAUGCACUAAUGUUUCUAUAGUGGAAUUACAACAUGGGUACCCAUGAUUUUUAUGACCUGGAUCUUUACAUUUUUACAUCAAUUUUAGAAGACUCCUGUACUUACAUGGGCUCUAUAGAUCAAUUUAAGAAGUGUUGUAUUGGGACAUCUGGGUGGCUCAGUGGUUGAGCAUCUGCCUUCAACUCAGAGCAUGAUCCCAAGUCCGGGAAUCAAAUCUCUCAUUGGUCUCCCUGUGAGGAGCCUGCUUCUCCCUGUGCCUGUGUCUCUGUCUCUCUCUAUGUCUCUCAUGAAUAAAUAAAUAAAAUACUUUAAGAAAAAGUGUUAUAUUUAUAUUAUUUCUUUACUCAUUUGUAAUAUGUAACUGACAUUGGUGUUUUUCUUCUUAUAUGAUUUAUAGUUUUUCUAGCCAGUCAUUGCAUGUUAUUUAUUAUGUGUGUCCUCAUCAAAUGUAUCUGGCUUUUACAAUUAUGCAAUUUUAUUAUUUUUUAAAAUAGUUACUUUUUUGUGGAAAUGUAACUGCAUUAUUCUUCUCCUGCUCAACAUACUUUCUGAAAACUCAUAAUUUCUAAUAAUUUGUGGAUUUUUUUAAAAUGAUAAAAAUAGCAUCUAAUAAUAAGUUUUAUUUUUUUCUUAUAACUACUACUUAAUUCUUGUCUAAUUAAAAUUUGUAGAACUGCCAAGACAAUUUGGGCUGUGAAUAUCUGAAUUGUCUCACAUUUUAAAGAAAAUGUUUCUAACAUUUCAACAUUAUCAGCAUUUUAUUUAAUUUUUUAUGCACCUUUUUUAGGUUAAGGCAGUUCUUUUCUAUUCCUGUUCCUUAAAAAGGUUUUUUUAAUAGAAAGGGACUUUGAAUUUUUUUAAAAUUUUCUUGUAUGUUUUUGUUUUCUUUAUCUGUUUUGAUGUUCUUUCUUAAUCUUUCAAUGUUAAUGACACAUGUUUUCUAAUGUUAAAUAACUACUUUGAAUUCCUAGAUAAAAUUCAACUUGGUCAUUAUGUCAUAUCAUAUUUAUUCUCAAUUGAUUUAUUCUGUUAUUUAUUUUUUAAUAUUCCUGUGCCUAAAUUCAUGAAUGUACUUGCCCUGAAAUUUUCUCUGGAGGGAUUAUUGGGAUUAUUGUUGCAAUAAUUCAAUGAAGAUAUGAUGAGAA
Messenger RNA from Canis lupus familiaris (dog), 1935 nucleotides. It is a transcript of the gene CLEC2B, whose product is annotated as C-type lectin domain family 2 member B. Gene Ontology annotation, cellular component: external side of plasma membrane. The record is from RefSeq and is a predicted model, not a curated record. Lineage: Eukaryota; Metazoa; Chordata; Mammalia; Carnivora; Canidae. The coding region runs from base 213 to 800 and encodes 195 amino acids. The transcript has 8 exons.